CGCGAGCCUCUCUAGGACCCAGCGGACGCGCAGACGGCGGACAGUGCCAGGGAGCGCAGCGCUCGCUCGCUCGCUCGCUCGCCCGCCCACCCGCGCGCGGCACACGGACGGACACUCCUCGCACCCGUCGCACUCAGCGAGUCCCGGUGACAGCGGAGACGCUCGCGGCGCUGGCAGCUCCACUCCCACGAGGGACCGCAGGUACCGACAGAGGGCCGAUCCGAUGGUCCGUCGGGCGCUCGCUCCGCGUCGGAGCCUCGGCGUCUCGCAGUAAUUGCGCUCGAACGAACGGCAAAGUUUUCUCUGCGACCCGCGCGUGACAGUAGGAUGUGGGGUCGCGACCCGCGGCCGCGGCGCUCAGGAUGGCCCGACAGGACGCCGUGAGGUGCCUCCGCUGCCUGCUCUGCGCGCUCAACGUGCUCUUCUGGCUUGUGGCCAUAUGCGUGCUGGCUGUGGCAGCGUGGCUCCGGGACUACCUGAACAAUGUGCUCACCUUGACUGCAGACACCAGGCUGGAGGAAGCGGCAAUUGUCACGUACUCUCCUGUGGUCCACCCUGUCAUCAUCGCCGUUUGCUGUUUCCUCAUCAUUGUGGCCAUGGUGGGGUACUGUGGGACACUGAAAGACAACCUGCUCCUGCUGUCCUGGUACUUUGGGAGCCUGCUGGUGAUCUUCUGUGUGGAGCUGGCGAGCGGCGUGUGGACUUACGAGGAGCCCCCCAUCCAGAGGUCAGACAUGAUCAGUUUGAAGUCCCGGAUGCCCAACUACGGACUGCCGCGUUACCAGUGGCUGACGCACGCCUGGAACUUCUUCCAGACCGAGUUUAAGUGCUGCGGGGUGAUUUACUUCACCGACUGGCUGGAGAUGACCGAGAUGGAGUGGCCGCCGGACUCGUGCUGCGCCAGGCAGUACCCGGGUUGCGCCCGCCAGGCACACCACUGGGACCUCAGUGCCCUCCACCAGGAGGGCUGCGGUCCCAAAGUGUACAGCUUCAUCCGUGGAACGAAGCAGCUGCAGGCCCUGCGCUUCCUGGGUGUGUCUAUUGGGGUGUCCCAGAUCCUGGCCAUGACCCUAACCCUGACCCUACUGUGGGCGCUCUACUACGACAGAAGAGCGCCGGACCCCCCCGAACAGGGCACGGCCCAGGGCGGCGAGCACGCCCCCGCCCCCGCCCCGCCCUCGCAGCCGGAGGAGCAGCCGAAACCCGGCCCGCCCCGGCCGGCGGAGGCCCGGGGUCCGGCGCUGCCCAACGGACACACCCAGCUGGAGAUGGAGCAGUUCUCGUAGCCCCCCCGGGGCGUUCCGCCUGCACCGCGCUGACAAAGACGCCGAAGGACGCGCCGGCAUCUCCCGACAGAUCGCGCCGUUCCUAGCGCCGAGGGAAACGGAGACACACCUGUCUGCGUCUUCUCCGCAAAAACUCCAGUCUUAGGCGAACUCUUCGAAAACAGAAGCACUUUUCAUGACUCGUGAGACUUUAGGGAAAUUUACCACGCUGCUGUCAAAGCCGAAUGCUUUCCGCAGUAGGACUUGAUGGGGGGGAAAAAACAUUCUGCUGCAAAAGCAGUGAAAAAAGGUCUUAAUCUAAAAUCACCGGGAAACACUUAAAGGCGCAGUUUCACGUGACUGAUGUCUAAAUAUGUCUUUUCUCCAUGCAAAAACACCCUAACACAGUGAUGUUACUUAUCUAAGUUCAGGAAGGAUACUGUGUGACCAUUUUUUAUUUGUUGGACACUUGAAGCACGAGAAGAGAGCAAUGUUUAUACUGUAUAUCUUGUUCUUGUGAGUUUAUAUGAAUACAGUGUAUUUGACAGUUAUGUGAAAUGGUGAUGUGUGACGGGCCGGCCAGGAUAGGCUCCGGACCACCGGGACCCUGCCGGGGUCAAAGAGUUACGAAUAAUGACCGAACGAACGUACCGGAGCUACGACGCCACGACCGCCCUGUUGACGAAGCGUGUCGAUGCCGGACGUUUUACGCAUCGCGUGGACCCCUGCCCAGCUGUCGCUCAGAGCCGAUUGGUUCAUCCUGAUCCGGUAGAGUCGACUGCUGGCGGGGGCUCGAGU
Messenger RNA from Scleropages formosus (Asian bonytongue), 2063 nucleotides. RefSeq names its product tetraspanin 12 (gene tspan12). NCBI's taxonomy places the organism in Eukaryota, Metazoa, Chordata, Actinopteri, Osteoglossiformes, Osteoglossidae. The transcript has 8 exons. The record is from RefSeq and is a predicted model, not a curated record. The coding region runs from base 363 to 1286 and encodes 307 amino acids. Gene Ontology annotation, cellular component: plasma membrane.